Bradysia coprophila is the source of this 1975-nucleotide messenger RNA. Its product is annotated as L-gulonolactone oxidase-like. Gene Ontology annotation, molecular function: FAD binding; D-arabinono-1,4-lactone oxidase activity. The record is from RefSeq and is a predicted model, not a curated record. NCBI's taxonomy places the organism in Eukaryota, Metazoa, Arthropoda, Insecta, Diptera, Sciaridae. Gene Ontology annotation, cellular component: membrane.
CAAAGAAUUGAGUUUCUCAAAUAGAUGAUCAUGAAUUUAAAUAAAGUAGAAAGUGUUUUUGUACUAUCAAUCGUUACGCUGAAUUCACUUUUCAGAUAUGUUCAUGGAAUUACUAUAUACACGUCCUACCAAAGUGAAAUAGCUUGCUAUGCUACCUAUCCUAUCGAAUAUCCUGCCACAAUCGAAGAAGUUCAGCGACUAGUUCUAAAAGCCAUUGCCGCAAAUAGCACAGUAAAAGCAUUUGGUGCCAGACAUUCUGUUCUUGACACUAUUUGUACAAAUGGCACUCCAAUUGAUAUGCGGAAUAUCAACUACGUAGAUGUCGAUACAAACGCUAAUAUUGUAAAGGCAGGUGCUGGAGCUCAGCUUGCAGAUUUUGUCGCGAAAUUACAAGAAAAUGGUAAAGCUUUAUACGGUCAAGUACCAUCAUUUGGUGGUGUUACAAUAGGCGGCGCUUUGGGAACAGGCGCUAGAGGUUCAUCUCUGAUGCAUCACACAUCACUUUCAGAUCAACUUAUUGCGGUCAAAGUAGUUGAUGGUUUUGGAAAUAUUCAAGUCAUUGAUGAAUCUAAACCUGACGACUUGUCGGCAUUUAAAGUUCAUUUAGGGCUUUUAGGAGUUAUCGUUGAAGCAAGCUUUCGAACCUGCGCAUCUUACAAAAUGCACGUUUACAAUUAUCAGGUUAAGGAUGAUAUUUUGUUUGAUAAUUCGGCAAUAAGAAUGGCUACCGAAAAAGAUUGGUUUCAAAUGUGGUGGUUUCCAAAUACGAAAUCGGUCAUAGUGUCAGAGGGGAUUUACAUCAACAAUGACGCCCUGGGAAAUGCAAGCACAUACAAUAUUCCCGAAAUCGAUCAACUUACUGCCGAAAUAAUCAAUAAUGCAUUUGAAUUAGGUCAGACUACGCGCAGUGGAAUUGUUUUGGGAGCACUUGAACUUUGGUCUAAACUCUCACUUCAUAAACAAGUACCACUACGACAACCGAUUUUUUCGCAAGAUGGUGGGAUCUCAAUCACAAAUCCUGCAACUGGAUACGUCCAUGGUCUCAUGCAAAAUAAAUGCAAGAAAUGUGGCUGGGAUUACGGUCCAGGACGAUCAGUUUACGUUCAAGAAUUCGCGGUCGGGCUUGACAUUUCUAAGUUUAAGGAAGCUGUUUCGGGUAUUCGCAAUAUUCUUAGUCUAGAUCAUGCUACAUUUCCCAUAUACGGCAUAUUCAUCCGAUUUGCUCCGCAAUCUACAGCUAUGAUGGCUGUUGAGUUUGGACAGACCACAGUUCAUAUUGAAAUUGUGACUCCAAUGCGUAAAAAUCGUUUCAAAGAAUCUCGGUACGGAUUAAGUACAGUGCAAGCGAUAGAGCAAUUUUUGAAUCAGCAGUUAGGUGGUCGCCCACACUGGUCAAUGAGUGGUCAAGUUUUUCAUACUACCUCUAUGGCACAAAAAAAUUAUCCGAAUCUAUCGCGUUUCGGAGCAAUUAUACGGAAAUAUGAUCAAAACGGAGUGUUUCUUAACAAAUUCGGGAAAAGAAUUACAGGCGCGUCUAGAGAAUUAACUAUUGAUCCAAGAAUGGAGCAUUGCGCUUUACAAGAUGACUGUUUUUGUAACAAAAAUAGAGACUGUGCAACUGGACAAUAUUGUGGAGAAUUGAAUGGAUUCAAAGUUUGUAAAGAUAUUUUAUCACUGAAAUUAAUCAAUGAUGUUAGUGACGGAGCAUUAGCAAUUGUAGGUAAGCUAUUGUCAACCUGAAGAAUUUUAAUACUGAAAUUUAUAGCUAAGUUUCAAAGUUCGGAAUAAAUGGAACCUGCAAAUCAAAUUUACAUCUGGUACAUUUCAAGAGUGGUUUAUGUACUCGUUAUGCCUUACUUUACAGUUUGUUGAAGUUUUAGAUUUCCUUUCACUAUAUCAAAUUUCCAUAGUCUUUGCCCAAGGAAUCCUUAGGAUCUACAGUACUCUAAAAGAUGAGCGAGUGUCAACGAACUUU